CAACCUAAAUCGAAGAUACGGUUCGAGUCAUCUCGAGGUCAUCCCCACCCUCCUUCCCCAUUAGGGUUGAGGUAAAUUUUUUCAAUCAACAAUUAACAAACUCUAGGCCAAAGAUUAGGAACAGGGGCGGAGAAUAUAUUCAUCCAAAGAAUUCUUUUCCAUCCCCGUUCUUCAUGGCGGGUCCUAAGGACCCGACUCCAUGGGAAAUUUUGUCAUCCCUAAUCCCUAUUCAGUUGAAAAUAUAGAGAAAAGGCAACUAGAAACUUCAGAGGAUUGGAUGAUGAUAUUGCUCGUUUGAGAAGGAAAUGUCUUAUCUAAGAAGGCAAAAGCAUCCAUCUUCGUAUUCUUUGUCCAUCAGAAAGGUAAAGAAAGCUAAAGAAGGAAGUUCUUAAGCAAAAGCUAACCCAAAAGUUGAGCAUGUUUCCAAAGUAUCCAAUGCCAAAUUAUUAUAUACUCUUUUGGACAGGAAAACUUCCAUGACAAACCCCUCAUUCUCUUGUUUUUCGUUAUGACAUACCGACAAUUUCGCUUUCGACUUCCUUGGCAAUCCAUAAAAGCUUCUUCUCGUCCUGAAAACGAGUCAUCAACACGCAGUUCUGAGCCUACAGAUGAAGCUGAAACUUCUAAUUCAGCUGCUGAUACCGUCCCAUAUAUGCAGCAUUUACCACUCCAGUCUCAUGAGACAAAACCAGAGCUGUCUCCUUUAGAAUCAGCUCAGGCACCUGAAAGAAGUGAAACUAUGCUACCUUCAAAAUCUCAUAAGAAAGCCAAAGUUCAUUCUCAACCAUCGUCACAUUCCCGAGCGAAAAAACAAACCCGAACGGCUACCAAGCCUCCAUCUGCAUCGAAAGUGACCCCUCAAUCUUCAGUUUCUUCCAACAAGUCUCCAACAACAUCGGCCAAGGCGUCUCCGUCUCAUGAUGCAUCAAAGCCUUCAUCAUCAGCAGGCAAAGUUUCUCCAUCUCAUGAUACUUCAAAGCUUUCAUCCCCAGCAGGCAAAGGUAAAGUUUCUCCAUCUCGUGAUACUUCAAUGCCUUCACCACCGGCAGGCAAAGCCUUUCCGUCUCGGGAUGCUUCACAGCCUUCAUCAGCAGCAGCUGCAGCGCCCCGAUCCCAUAUCAGGUCAAAGCCACCGUCCCCAUCUCAAACAUCCAGUAAAAACCAUCUACAUUCAAAACAAACAUCACAAUCAAGAUUGAAAGCUGACUCUCAACCUUCAUCACCUUCACGGCCAGCAUUUUCACCUCAAGCUUCUUCUAUACCACGGUCACCGUCUCAUGAAAACUCUCGACAACAACCAUCGAAAAAGGCCUCUCGGGUUCAGUCUCCAUCUCAUUUGUCCAGCAAAGCUACUGCACAAUCAACAUCACAACAGCUUACUGAAUCUCCUGCGACCAUAGGAGACCAAACAACAAAAAGGGUUGUUUCUCAUCCCGCAGAUCAAUCGCCACGAGCAAGAUGUAAAAGCAAGGAAAAUCAGGUGCAAACCAAAUCAAAGCAGUCUCCAAAACCAGACUUGAAACCAGUGGAAUUCAAAGCAUCAAAGCAUCAGCCUGAAACCAUGGAAGAGUUCAUAUCUAAGAACACUUCCUAUCCCCUUUCAAACGAGGAUUUUUCGGAAAUCCCAAUAAUAAUCGAUGAAACCAUUGAAAAUGGUCCAGAGCCCUCUCUAGAAUCGCAGACAGAGUCACAAGAAAGUAAGGAAAUAAAGAGUUACGAGGAAGAUCUGGAAAAGACAACCAAUGCACUUCAGAUCAAUGCAUCUAAAAGCAAAUUAAUCACAUCUGCUGAAAUCACGUCACCGUUUGAACCAGAAAAUAGCGAUUCACAACAGGAAGGAACCAUGGAAGACUUACCGAAAGCUUUUCAGACACUAAACAUCAAAUAUCCAGAAGAAAAUCCAAAGAGUUUCACAACACUCACCGGCGAUAACAAAGGAGCGUCAAUGCACUUAAUCUCCGGCGAAGCUACAAAAGAAAGUUCAAUCCAUAUCCACCGUCAGUAUAAGAGUGAUCCAGACAAAGUCCCGGAGAGUUCCACAGACAUCGAAGGAAAUUCCAAUGAAGAAACGCCUCAAGAUUCAAAAACAGAAGAGGAUCCACCUCUUGAACUAUACAUCAACAUCAAUGUACAAGGUAUCAACAACUCACUCCUGUCCAAUAGCUCAUUUACUGAAAAUAAUCCUGGAAUCAAGUUGAAAUUCGUUCCACAACAAACUAAAUCAGAAAAUAAACCACAUUCACUCCAAGCUCAGAAGGCCAAAUAUACAGCGAAACAUACAGAAAACCAUACCUAUGAACCCACAGUAAGACGAAGAUGUCUCGGAGGGCUGUUAAUGGAGUCGAGCGAUUCAGACGGCGACAAUUCAGAAAAGCCCCGACGCCAUGGCUGCCGCUACAGAGGCAGUUUCGAAGGAAAAUAGGUCGAAAUUCUGCAACAGAAAUUACAGAACAACAUCGAAAAUCUCGAAGCAUCAUCCCAACAAUCAAAAGAUAUUCAUCGCAUAAAAGAAAUUUGAGAGUGUCUAUGUGUGUGAAGAAGUUUUUUUCUUACAAUGUGUGUGAAGAAAUUGAAACCUGCCUGCGAAAAAAUUCAAAACGUAUGAAGCUUUGAUUGUUCUAAA
Cucurbita maxima (winter squash) is the source of this 2623-nucleotide messenger RNA. RefSeq names its product cell wall protein RBR3-like. The record is from RefSeq and is a predicted model, not a curated record. NCBI's taxonomy places the organism in Eukaryota, Viridiplantae, Streptophyta, Magnoliopsida, Cucurbitales, Cucurbitaceae. The transcript has a single exon. The coding region runs from base 509 to 2422 and encodes 637 amino acids.